Molecule: messenger RNA, 654 nt
Organism: Rotaria sordida
Lineage: Eukaryota; Metazoa; Rotifera; Eurotatoria; Philodinida; Philodinidae
Source: the annotation of a GenBank genome assembly
AUGAGAUUUGUGUUAUCGGACUCUCAAAAAACCCCGAUAUCUUCUAGACUUCGAGAGUAUUGUCGAAAUUCUAAAAGUUCUAUUUCUAUUAUACCUUUUGAAUCAGUUAAAUGUAUUCGAUCAGAUCUUACAGUGCCACAAGCACCAGUUUUCAUAGAAUGUAACAUUUUAAUUUAUUAUCAUGAAGAAUAUUUUUUAAGAAAUAAAAAAUCAAAACAACAACAAAAACAAAAACAAACAUUUUUAUUUACUAUAAAUCAAUCAUUAUUAGAAUUUAAUCAAAAACAAUUAAUAUUAUUUAAAAAAUAUCAAAAUAUUCAAGAAUAUUUAUCUGAAAAUAUUGAUAUUAGUGUUCAUGAUAUAUUAUAUGAUUUAAUAUAUAUACGAGAAUUAUUAAAAGAUGUACUUAAACAAAAAAAUUUUACUAAUUUUCGUCAUCAUUUAUUUUAUUCACAACAAUCUAUUCAACAAUUUGCUAUAUUAAUUGAUCGAAUUUUAUUUUUUAUUUAUCUUAUUUCAAUGCCAUUAUGUAUGAUAAUAUUAUUUAAAUCAAAUAAUCAAUCAAAUAUAUCACCAUCAAUAACAAAUCAAUUACUUGAUAUACGUAAAACAGCUAUUGAUCCACCGUCAAUUUAUCGUGGAUGUCCAACAUAA